AUGGCUAUCGCGGCAGGAAUUCAUGACGUUCGUGUCGUUUAUGGAUAUUUACGAGCACCAAAGGAUUCUAUUGAUACUGCAAGUAUGAACCCAAACAAGAAUGACAAUGAUGAUGAUGUGACAUUGGUACAGAAUCAUGCCUGGUGUUGUGUUAAGGUCGAAGGCGAAUAUCGAUUUGUAGAUUGCUGGCUAGCAUCCCCUUUCCAACCUCAAAACAAGAACAUGAUGGAAUCUCAUUGGUUUUUGACCAAGCCAAGUGAUAUGAUAUAUACACAUUUUCCGCAAGAGCCCGAAGAUCAAUGUUUGGAACCUGUUAUCCAUGUGUCUACCUUUUUUGCUUUGCCUUAUGUGUGGGCUCCCUUCUUCUCACAUCAUUUGAAAAUGAUUCGAUAUGAUCCUGCUAUGCUUACCCUUAUGGAUGAUCAAGUAUGUCAUCUCACCUUCCGUGUAGAUCCUCAAGUCAUAUGUUUUGCCUUUGUGGAGACGAGUGAAGAAGAAGAACAACAAAAAUCAAUAACCAUCCGAUGCCUCGCUCAAUGUCGCAUGAUACCAGGGGAAAAUGGUGAAUUGGAACGUGUUUAUAAAAUCAAGGCAGUACUUCCUCCAGGUCAUAAUCAAGGAUGGCUCAAGAUUUAUGCUGUUAUAUCAGAAUCACUUCCACCUUUAGCUCUUUGUUUUCCAUUGACAGCAAAACAAACACAACCUCAGUUAGACCGAUCUUUUGAAUUUGUUCAACUACAUCCAUGUCGGUAUGAAUUCUAUAUCCAGGAACCUCAAUGCUAUUCACUUUAUCCUUUACAAACUUACAACUUUUUAGUACGUGGUGCUGCUGAUGAUCUGCAUCACAAGUUGGCAAUCCGAAGUCCUAGUGGCAAGUUAUAUAAGCUCAUGUAUUAUCCACAAGAACGUAGUUAUGAUGGAAGUGUCAAGAUCGUUGAAACCGGGAAAUGGUGUUUGAUUUGUUUAUUACAUCAUGCAAGUGGUUGGUACGUGGUUGCAACAUGGGAAUGUCAUGGGUAG
This is a messenger RNA of Halteromyces radiatus, 1020 nucleotides long. RefSeq lists its product as uncharacterized. The record is from RefSeq and is a predicted model, not a curated record. NCBI's taxonomy places the organism in Eukaryota, Fungi, Mucoromycota, Mucoromycetes, Mucorales, Cunninghamellaceae. The transcript has 3 exons. The coding region runs from base 1 to 1020 and encodes 339 amino acids.